Messenger RNA from Gaeumannomyces tritici R3-111a-1, 2858 nucleotides. RefSeq lists its product as hypothetical. Gene Ontology annotation, cellular component: nucleus. The record is from RefSeq and is a predicted model, not a curated record. Gene Ontology annotation, molecular function: zinc ion binding; transcription cis-regulatory region binding; DNA-binding transcription factor activity, RNA polymerase II-specific. Gene Ontology annotation, biological process: regulation of DNA-templated transcription. Lineage: Eukaryota; Fungi; Ascomycota; Sordariomycetes; Magnaporthales; Magnaporthaceae. The transcript is spliced from 6 exons. The coding region runs from base 337 to 2607 and encodes 756 amino acids.
GCCUGUUCCGCCGCUAAAGACGGCAGUUGUAUUUCCGGCUCCUUCGCCUGGUCCCUUCCGGCUAGCGUGGUUUUCAGAAAGGCCUGGCUGGCAGCGGCGGCAUCUCGCACGACAUCGACAAAGGUCGCGCCGCCGCCAGUCCCAUCCUCUCUCUCGGAACCGGGGCCGGCCCAGCCAGUCCGUCCACCCCCACACAAUCACACACCCGUUGCGCUUCGAGGGAUCCGUGGUCGCUUGCUCUAUUGUGCGCCUCCCUCUUUCUCCUUGCCCUGGCUUCCCCCGCUGCGGAAAGCCGACGCCGUAACCACCUGUCGUCGGGCACGCCUUGUCGUCGGCAUGGAGACGGAUGUUUCAGUCGAGACCACGCCGCCCUCGGGCGAGGCUGCAAAGGACUCGUAUAGUGGGAAUGAAGACCGCUCGAUAUAUCGCGCCCGCGCCUGCCUGCGCUGCUCCCGCUCCAAGUUGCGUUGUAUGCGCACCGCCGACCCAAGCGUGAAGCCAUGUGUUAGAUGUGCUCGCCUUGGUGCCGAAUGCACUAUCCCAGAGGCAAAACCUCGCGGGCCCAGAAGGGGUCAAGGCCGCCGGGUAGGACAGCUGGAGCAGAAGCUGGACGGCAUCAUGUCGCUACUCACGGCGAGUAAGCAUCUGAAUGAUCAACGACAAAACAAGCCAAACAGCACGUCCCCAACCUCGACAGUCAUUGGAGAAUCCCGACAGGAACCAUUUGGGCGGGUAUUUCCCCCCGGCCCGGGGCUCCUGACCAGCGCGGCAUCGUACUCGCCCACAGUUCAGGAGUACGUGCCAGCGGUCACGCCCGAGAGCUUGUCCCACCGGACAGGCACCGACACCUCACCCAAGGCGACCCCUACUGAACGGACUGCCACCUCAGCGCCCGACUCUGUCGGGCCCGCGGAUGAGGAGCUGCCGCCACAAAGUUACGAAAUCUUUCACGGCAUGGAACUCAGCAGCCACGAGGCCCGGGCGGCGCUCGAUAACUACAAGAGUGUGUACCAGCUGAAUUUCCCCUUCGUGCCCGUCUCGAGAAAGAUAAGCCCGGGCGCGCUCUUCGCCAAGUCGCCGCUAUUGUUCCGUGCAAUCAUGAUAAGUUGCGCGCACCAGAGCUAUAGCCUGCGUAGCUCUGGUGACCGGUGGUUCCUCAGUCACAUCGCGCAGCGCGUUCUGGUCAAUGGGGAAAAGAGCCUGGAGCUUCUCCAGGCUAUUAUCAUAUUCCUCGCAUGGUGCGAUUAUCAAUUAUUCUUCAAUUCUCAAGGCACAUCAAUGCUCCAGCUCGCCCUUGGGAUGGUUAUGGAGCUGGGCCUCAGCAAGCCACCCAUCGCGAGAUACACCCAGAAACAGGACGUCAUGGUCAACGAAGCCUUCCGAAGAGUCCCCGGCUUCAGCAUCCGGUCGUCAAUCAGUCGGGAAGACAUGCGCACCAUGCUUGGCGCCUUUUACUGUGCAUCACUCCGCGCCACUCUUUUCCGACGCGAACACUACUUGCCGUAUACCGAAUUUAUUGACCAGUGCUGCACAGACCUGCUGGCAACCGAGGAGUACCAGACAGACAGGGCUCUCGUCGCCAUGAUCAGGAUGCAAUGUCUCGUCCGCCGAGCUCAAGCCCUGCUACCAGGGGCAUAUCCAUGUCCAGACACCACCGUCACCUUCACCCCUUCGGUCGCGAUAAGCCUCGCGGCUCUUCGGCGGGAGAUGGAUGAGAUGGUAGCAGGUCUCCACCCUAGUGGCAUCGAAAACACCCACUUCCUCAGACUGCACUACCAUGCUUCCGUGGUCGUCAUGCACGAGGCAGCGAUUUACACACGCUCCAUGCUGCCCGCCUCAGCCCCAGUUUUCCCCCAGAGUUCAACCAGCUUUCAAGGUCUAAAGCGCACUGAUGCGCUCUGGCAUUGUCUGCGCUCUGCUAGCGACUGCAUCGAAACUUAUUUGGAGGUGCCCGCCGAAAUUGUAGGCCUCCAACCGCUUGCGGCGAUAGCACUCUUGACCUUCAGCCUCAUGACCGCUACGCGCAUGCUGUUUCUGCAAGAUGCCGAUUGGGACGCGCUGACUGCACGUCGUGUGUUUGACUUCCCGGGCGUCGUGACCCGUUUGACGGACCUGUUCGCGGCCGGCCAGGCGUUCGAGGCCGCCCGAGGCACCUCGGCGUCGGGCAUGUACCGUCGUCGGUUCCGGGACGACGCCUACACCCUCAUCCUGUCGUCGUACGUGGCCAAGCUGCUGUGGCUUAGGCAGUGGUACAUGGCCCGCACGGCGCCGCCGGGCCACAACGUCGCCCCUCCCGGCGAGGACCCCUUGCCGGGCGACAUUUCACCCAAGCCCCACGGGGGGGAGGAGGAUGAGCAUUUGCAGCAGGUGAGCGAGGCCGCCGUGCAGCCGCCGCAGAAGGAGCCUGGCGCAACAUCCAGCCCACCACCCAGGGGCGCGCAGUUCCUGGGGGACCCCGCCUCCGGCUUGGCCCCGGAGCCGCCAUACGCCGACUUUCUCGGAUUCGACGUUUCCUACCUCGACACGUUUGACGAUUCCUUCUGGCACGCCUUUAUGAUGGACCCCCAGAUGGGGGUCCCACCUAUGAACAUGCAGAUCGACCCCUAGACUUGAGAGCACCCCCAGCGACACCUUACUUGCCCCUUCACCAUCGCAUCUGCAUUUUGGCCCCUCAUUUUUACAUGGCCUCGCCGGGCGGGUUGCCCUCGGCGCAGCACAACCGCAUUGUUUAGGAAUGGGAAAUGGUGUUACGAACCAUGACGGAGGCAUCUUUGGGUAAACCAGCCUUAAAACUAUGAAUUCACACCAUAAAAACCAAAACUUUGAGCUUUCGGUCGAGUAUGCUUCAAUUACGUGGC